UUUCUCCGAGAGAACACCAAGCUUUCUAUUCUUUCCUCUUUGGUUUUUCAUAAGGAGAAAAUGCAGACCCUUUCUCACUGCCAAAAUCUUCAUAAUUCUUCUCCUCUAAUUCGAUCUUCCACGCCUCGGUUCCAUAAGCUGAUUCGGUUGGCCGUACGUUGCGCCUACCACUCUGACUCCGUCCAAUUCCCCAAUGGCGUCGGUUCGAGCCGGGCUGAUUGGCAAAGCUCUUGUGCCAUUCUCUCUAGUAAAGUCUUUUCCCAGAACCAAGAUUCCCACGACAUAUUUGAACCUUCCUCCGUCGCUUCCGCCGUAAACGGCUACAAAACCUCCUUGGAUCUCAACCUGGUCCCUCUCGACGAGAGCGACAAGCCUCAACCACCUUCGAGACCGCAUCUACAGAAGCCGUUAACCGUAACCGAUUUGUCUCCUUCUCCGAUGCACGGCUCUCAGCUGCGUGUGGCUUACCAAGGAGUCCCCGGUGCUUACUCGGAAGCUGCGGCGGGGAAAGCUUAUCCUAACUGCGAAGCCAUCCCUUGUGAUCAGUUUGAAGUUGCGUUUCAAGCGGUUGAGCUUUGGAUUGCUGAUCGAGCCGUCUUACCGGUGGAAAAUUCACUUGGUGGUUCGAUUCAUCGGAACUACGAUCUCCUCCUCCGGCACCGCCUCCACAUCGUCGGCUCUCUCUCAGUGUGAAAACACGAUCACCAAACUCGGCAUCAACGUCACGCGCGAAGCCGUCGAUGAUACCGCCGGAGCCGCCGAGUACGUAGCCGCGAACAACCUCCGUGACACUGCCGCAAUAGCAAGCUCACGCGCCGCCGAACUCUACGGACUCAACAUCCUGGCGGAUGGAGUCCAAGACGAUUCGAGCAACGUAACGCGUUUCGUGACGCUAGCUCGGGAGCCAAUCAUCCCGCGGACGGACCGGCCGUUCAAAACAAGCAUCGUGUUCGCGCACGAGAAAGGAACGAGCGUGCUUUUCAAAGUGCUAUCGGCGUUCGCGUUUAGGAACAUCAGCUUGACGAAGAUCGAGUCGCGGCCGCACCGGAACAGGCCAAUCCGGUUGGUGGACGACGCCAAUGUGGGAACGGCGAAGCAUUUCGAGUACAUAUUCUACGUGGAUUUCGAAGCAUCCAUGGCGGAUGUCAGAGCCCAAAACGCGUUGGCCGAGAUCCAAGAGUUCACCUCUUUCUUGAGGGUAUUAGGCAGUUACCCGAUGGAUAUGACGCCUUGGUGCCCGUCAACGGAAGAUCACCAAACCCCAUGAAAAUCAAAAUUAUAUUAAAAAAACAAAUAAUUUGCAAAA
Hibiscus syriacus is the source of this 1306-nucleotide messenger RNA. Its product is annotated as arogenate dehydratase 5, chloroplastic-like. Gene Ontology annotation, molecular function: arogenate dehydratase activity; prephenate dehydratase activity. Gene Ontology annotation, biological process: L-phenylalanine biosynthetic process. Gene Ontology annotation, cellular component: cytoplasm; chloroplast. NCBI's taxonomy places the organism in Eukaryota, Viridiplantae, Streptophyta, Magnoliopsida, Malvales, Malvaceae. Bases 61 to 693 code for a protein of 210 amino acids. The record is from RefSeq and is a predicted model, not a curated record. The transcript has 2 exons.